AUGGCUCCAAAAUGGAAGAAACAACGUGUAAAUAAGCCGGUUAAAAUAAAAGAGGAAGAGGAAGAGAAAGAGGAAGAUUCUAUAUCUGAUGAUUCAUAUUUUGAAGAAAUUCAUAAACCAAAUCAACCAAAAUAUAAUUCUUUUCAAUCACAAUCAAAUUCACAACAAGCUCAAUCACCAAAUUCUAAUAUAAAUAGCAUUCCAUGGAAAGAGAAAUAUAAACCAGAAAGUACCAAAGACAUCUGCAUAAAUAAGAAGAAAUUAAACGAGGUCAGAGAAGCAUUAUCAAAAAUGAUUCGAAAUGAAUCAAAUGUCAAACUUUUAGUAUUAUCUGGCCCCAGUGGGUCUUCAAAAACCACGACUGUGAAAUUAUUAACUAACGAAUUAUUACCAAACAAUGACAUAUUUGGAUCAAGUUUGAUUGAAUAUAAUGAAUCUGAGAAUUUCAACAAUUUUUUAAAUGAAUGUAAAUAUAAACAAAAUUCAGUUAUUUUAAUAGAUGAAUUACCAAACAUAUAUCAUAUUGAAACAUUGAUUAAUUUUAGAAAUGGAUUAAAAAAUUGGAUAUAUUCAGAUAUAAAAUUACCUCCUAUAAUUCUAAUUGUCUCCGAAUUUGAAUAUGACAAUUUGGAUAAUUUAAAUAAUACAAGUUUUGGAGUUGAGAAUAAUUUAAGUGUAGAAACACUAUUAACUAAAGAAAUCACCAGUCUUUCAUCAGUAAAAACUAUAAAAUUUAACUCAAUUGCAAAUAAAUUUUUAAAUACUACAAUUAGUAAAAUUAUAAAAUGUGAACAAUUGAAUAGAAAAGUUGAUGUUGAAUUAAUGAAUCGAUUUUUAUUUGAAUUGUUUCAAGUUGGUGAUAUUAGAUCAAUUAUUAAUAAUUUUGAAAAUUGGAUCAAAUUCGAUAAGAAAGAUAAUAUUGAAAAUUGUCAAUUCUUACGUGAAAAUUCCUUAAAUUUAUUUCAUGCAAUUGGAAAGAUAAUAUAUUCUACAAAAACAGGAGAAAAUGGAUUAGACAAAGAUGUCUUAUCAAUAGAUCAAGUAUUGAAUAAUUAUCCUGAAAAAAACUCAAAUUUAUUAAGUUUAUCCUUGCUUGAAAAUUACAAUAUUUAUCAAGAUGGGAAAUAUGAUAUAAAUAUAGCUGCAGAUAUCGUUGAUAAUCUAAGUAUUAAUGAUGUACUAGGUGGUAAUGGAGAACUAGGCAUUAUAUCAACAAGAAUUAAUCUAAGUAAAAUUGAAAAAAUUAAAAAUCAACCUCAAUUUAUGAAAAUGAAAUAUCCAAGACAUUUUAAAAUGUUAAAAAUGUAUAAUAAAACAUGGAAUCAAAUUCAAAAUUAUAAAAAAUAUUUAAUUGAACCAAAGUUGGGUUUUAUAAAUUUUCAAACUUUAAAUUUAAUUGAUGGUUAUUAUAUUCCAAUGAUAUAUAAUAAGAAAAAAAGAUCAAGAGUGAAUUAUAAUCGACUUGGUGGUAAAUUUAGUUAUAUUGGUGCUGAUGAUCAACUCACAGUUGAUGAAGAUAUAAAUAUACCCUAUGAAGUUGACCAAUUCCAAGUUGAAAUAGAUGCUAGAAUACAAGGUAAAGAAGAGAAAAAUGAUAUAGAAGAUUACUUAAGUGAUCCAAUUCUGGAUUCAGACGAAGGUUUUUCAUCAGAUGAUGAAUUAAAUUAUUUAAUGACUCAAGGUAUUAUACCAUAA
Messenger RNA from Insectozyma verbasci, 1695 nucleotides. Lineage: Eukaryota; Fungi; Ascomycota; Pichiomycetes; Serinales; Debaryomycetaceae. The record is from the annotation of a GenBank genome assembly.